AGACUAAGUGGGCCAUCAUCUCCUUUUAUUUCUCUCUCCUCUCUCAUUCAUUCUGUCUCUCCCAUCCCAAGUUUAACUUUUCAGCACCUGCUCACGUCCUUCCGUUCAAUCUCUCCUUUUUCUUUAACUUCCUUCUGCGGCGUGGAAUGGGCAAUUGUUGCUCCGACGUCGCCGGCGGUCGUUCUGCAGUUGGCGGCACUGCUUCCCGUGCUAAUCCAUCUGAGGCGCCAAACGAUGCCGUCAAUUACUUACUAAACGCCCGUGGUUAUCGUGGUCUUUUCUCUCAGAUCGAGCUAGCAUUGUCUGCUUCCAACUUACGCGAUCGAGAUGUGCUUUCUAAGAGUGACCCUAUGGCAGUUAUAUACAUGAAAGGGAAAGAUGGAAAACUUCAAGAGAUUGGGCGAACUGAAGUAGCAUUAAAUACUUUGAACCCAAACUGGAUAGUGAAGCAAACAAUUAUGUACCAUUUUGAGGUGUUGCAGACGUUGGUGUUUCGGUUGUAUGAUGUAGACACCCAGUUUCACGGUCUAGAUGUAAAGACACUUAAGCUGGACGAGCAACAGUUUCUUGGAGAGGCUACCUGUGCGUUGUCUAAGAUAUGUACCAAAAGCAACAAGACUUUGACCUUGGAUCUUAAUCAUAAAGAUGGAGCUAUUGGGUUGAAUCAGCCCAAGAGGAACUCUGGCACACUAACUAUCUAUGCCGAAGAAUGUAUCAGCUCCAAGACUACAACAGAGUUGAUAUUUAGGUGUUCAGAUUUGGAAAAUAAAGAUCUAUUCUCAAGAAGUGAUCCUUUUUUGGUUAUAUCAAAAAUUGUGGAGGCCGGAAUUACUGUUCCAAUAUGUAAAACAGAGGUCUUGAAGAAUGACCUUUUCCCAACAUGGAAACCUGUAUUUCUAAAUAUUCAACAAGUUGGAAGCAAGGAAAGUCCCCUACUGAUAGAGUGUUUCAAUUUCAAUAGCAAUGGAAAACACGACUCUCUUGGAAAAGUUCAGAAAUCAUUAGCAGACUUAGAAAAGCUUCAUUCUGUAGGACAGGGGGAGCACUUACUAUCGGCGGCUGCUGCAGGGCAUUCUCAACAGAGCAAGGUGUUAAAAGGCCAAUUAUUUGUGGACAAGUUCUUUGAAAGUGCCCAACACACAUUCCUUGAUUAUUUGGCUGGGGGAUGUCAACUGAACUUUAUGGUUUCAAUUGAUUUUACAGCUUCAAAUGGAAAUCCACGUCUUCCUGAUUCCUUGCACUAUAUUGAUCCUUCAGGGAGACCAAAUGCAUACCAGAGGGCUAUCUUAGAGGUAGGGGAGGUACUACAAUUCUAUGAUUCAGAUCAGCGUUUUCCAUCAUGGGGUUUUGGAGCACGACCGAUUGAUGGCCCUGUAUCUCAUUGUUUUAACUUGAAUGGGAGCCAAAGUAACUGUGAGGUUGAAGGAUUACAAGGAAUUAUGAAUGCAUAUACAAGUGCGUUGUUUAAUGUUUCACUUGCUGGACCGACUCUUUUUGGGCCCAUCAUUAAUACUGCUGCACAAAUAGCUGGCCAAUCUCUUGCGGAAAAUGGACAGAAGUACUUUGUUUUGCUCAUAAUCACAGACGGUGUUAUAACAGAUCUUCAAGAAACUAAAGAUGCCAUAGUAAAUGCAUCGGACCUGCCAUUGUCGAUUCUUAUAGUUGGUGUUGGAGGAGCAGAUUUUAAGGAAAUGGAGAUUCUGGAUGCAGACAAAGGAGAAAGACUUGAAACUUUUGGUGGGCGAGUUGCAUCACGAGAUAUUGUCCAAUUUGUUCCAUUUCGAGAUGUGCAUAAUGGAGAGAUUCCUGUGAUUCAAGCCCUGUUAGCAGAGCUACCUUCUCAAUUCUUAAGCUACAUGAGGGCAAGAAAUAUCGUACCAAAUGUCUGAGUUUCGAUUAAAAAUUCCCAUUAUAAAUAUAUAUUACAUGGAGGAAUGGGAUCCUAGUCUUUUUAUAUCAAUCUAGAUGAUGUGGGUAUGAUAAUGAUGCACAGAAGAAGAAAGAUCCACUUCUGCAAAAAAAAUAAAAAAUAAAAUGAACGUUGCUAGCAGAAAUUUCUCUUGAUUUUUCACUAUCCUUCCACGAAAUGAACUCCCAUCCAUGUCUACUACUGCGAACAAGCCCGCCUUUGGGUCAAAAUGAAAGCUUUUAUGAAGGUGGGGAUAUAUUUGAUUGGUGAAAAUGCUCAAGUUUUUUUCUUUGUUUAUUUUUCUCAUUUGACUGAAAUUGAGAUAGACCAUAUUUGUGUAUUCCAUCUAACUCUGUAAAAUUUUCAAUCCUUCUGUUAUUAUUAUUAUUAUGCAUUAUUUUUCUUUU
Impatiens glandulifera is the source of this 2316-nucleotide messenger RNA. Its product is annotated as protein BONZAI 1-like. Gene Ontology annotation, biological process: cellular response to calcium ion. The record is from RefSeq and is a predicted model, not a curated record. Gene Ontology annotation, cellular component: plasma membrane. The coding region runs from base 147 to 1889 and encodes 580 amino acids. NCBI's taxonomy places the organism in Eukaryota, Viridiplantae, Streptophyta, Magnoliopsida, Ericales, Balsaminaceae. The transcript has 16 exons. Gene Ontology annotation, molecular function: calcium-dependent phospholipid binding.